Hordeum vulgare subsp. vulgare (domesticated barley) is the source of this 875-nucleotide messenger RNA. RefSeq names its product RNA-binding protein pno1. Gene Ontology annotation, cellular component: nucleolus. The record is from RefSeq and is a predicted model, not a curated record. The coding region runs from base 83 to 760 and encodes 225 amino acids. The transcript is spliced from 2 exons. NCBI's taxonomy places the organism in Eukaryota, Viridiplantae, Streptophyta, Magnoliopsida, Poales, Poaceae. Gene Ontology annotation, molecular function: RNA binding.
UCCACUCCUCUCGGUCCCAAAACCCUAGCUAGCCUCGCAUCCCGCGCCAUCCCACCCUCGCCGCCGCCGCCGCCGCCGCCAGAUGGAAGUCGACAAAGCUCCGAUCGCUGCGACGGCAGGCAAGUCUUCCUCUGCCGCCAUGGCGGUGGACGCGGCCGGCGGCGUGGAGAAGCCGCGGUUCGACGCUCUGAUGCCAAGCGAGAUGAGCGGCGGGCGGCCACAGUACCGCAAGGUCCAGGUGCCGCCGCACCGCUUUGCGCCGCUGAAGAAGGCGUGGUUGGAUAUCUACACCCCUGUCUACGAGCACAUGAAGGUCGACAUCCGCAUGAACCUCAAGGCAAAAAGGGUUGAGUUGAAAACAAGGCAUGAUACACCAGAUGUGAGCAACCUUCAGAAGUGUGCGGACUUUGUGCAUGCUUUUAUGCUUGGAUUUGACAUUGCUGAUGGCGUUGCCUUGCUUCGUCUUGAUGACCUGUAUGUGGAUUCCUUUGAGAUCAAGGAUGUGAAGACACUUCGGGGGGAGCAUCUGUCGCGUGCCAUUGGCCGCCUAUCGGGGAAAGGAGGCAAGACCAAAUAUGCCAUCGAGAACUCUACCAGGACUCGCAUAGUUAUCGCUGAUACGAAGAUCCACAUACUUGGCUCUUUUGUUAACAUCAAGGUUGCCAGGGAUUCACUCUGUAGUCUUAUCUUAGGUUCUCCUGCCGGCAAGGUCUAUUCUAAGCUUAGGGCUGUAUCUGCUAGGUUGGCAGAAAGGUAUUAGUUGAGUCUGGGUCACAUUAUGUAGUUGCGGUUUUGGCCUCGUAAGUUGUUGUAUCUGCAGAUUUUGUCCCCGUGCUAUGAAAUGUCUUAUAUGAAAAACAACUUUUAAGUGCCCA